Messenger RNA from Brettanomyces bruxellensis, 3066 nucleotides. RefSeq lists its product as uncharacterized. Gene Ontology annotation, biological process: autophagy of mitochondrion; protein localization to phagophore assembly site. Bases 1 to 3066 code for a protein of 1021 amino acids. The record is from RefSeq and is a predicted model, not a curated record. The transcript has a single exon. Gene Ontology annotation, cellular component: phagophore assembly site; autophagosome. Lineage: Eukaryota; Fungi; Ascomycota; Pichiomycetes; Pichiales; Pichiaceae.
AUGUCUGAUAUAGGUGAUUUACCGAAACAUACAUUUCUAUCGAGGGUGUUUGGAGUAAAUCAGAGUUCAAAAGAAGGAGCAAAUUCAAGGCCACUAUUUAACGACGAUACACAAGAAAACAACUUUGGAUUGGAUGGAUUUGAUGAAAGUUACCCGCAAGACAAUGAUUCUGGAUUUACAAGUCAUGCGUUUCAAUCACAUACAAGCAUCCACAGUACUGAGAGUUCCGACGAGACGGAUGAUGAAGAAACGGGAGAUGCUGCUCACAUAGAUGUUUCCAAAUUAAAGGCCAAAAAUACAGUAGUAAAGGUGGCAAACACAAAAAGGCCAACUGAUUCUGAAUCAGCAGGCAAGUCUAAAUUGGAAACUAGGCGAAAAGAUUAUCAUGUGCAAAGCAAUCAAGUACCAAAAAACAGACUGGGGCAAAAUAGAAUACCGACAUCAGAAACUGAGAUAGAGUCAGAAAGUGAAGCAGAGCCCGGUAUACAUAGUGAGGAAGAUGAGGAAGAAGGAGAAGAAGAAGAAGGUAUAUUUAGAUACAAUCCACAGAAAGAAGCAAUUAGAAAGCAGCUUCAGUCACAGUUCGAGGAAGAUAACAUGGUUGACUUGGUACCAGAAAGCUUACUGCUUGGAAAUGGAAAUGCCUCAGAAAGCAGGACUACACAUCCAUCAUUUAGAGAAAGACUUGGACGGUCGAUUAUGGAAGGAAUCAAAGAGACUGAAGAAAGUAUUGGUCCAAGUCUCAGUCAGAUGAGAUCGAAAGUUAGAACUUUUGCCAAGAAUAAGCUACCAAAAAUGUCGGCUAUACAGCAAUCCUACAGAAGGCUUCCCUCUGAAAACAAUACCCUGGACGAAGUUGAGAUGAAUGGAUUUGGAAACAGUAGGGCGAGAGGUAAUGCAUCAUCACAAAGAGCAAAUGGGUUAGCCGGCAAGAUUCCGAUCCUAAGUCCAAUGGAACGCGCUUUAUGGAUAUGGGCCAAUGUGACAAACCUCGAUCUUUUCUUUCUGGACGUAUACCAAUAUUACACGGGGAAUGGAUUUCAAUGUAUACUGCUCAAGAGAUUGAGUGAAAUGGGUGUUGUUGUAUUUAUUGUUGUACUAACGAGCUAUAUGGGGAAUUGUGUUGAUUAUUCGAAGCUUUUAAGCGGUAAGGCCACAAAAUUGUCCGAGGUCACGAUUGCUCAAUGCCAUACUAAGAUGGGAUCUGGACAGAAGAUGCUAUACAUUGCUUUAUUUGCCAUAUUUUCCGUUCGUGCUUUUAACGGCUAUCGGAAGCUGAGAGAAUAUAAAGGUAUCAAGUUAUUCUACAAUUACCUUCUAGGAAUCUCGGAUGACGAACUUCAAACAAUCGGCUGGCCCGAAAUUGUGAGAAAGAUUAUGAUAUUGAGAGAUCAAAACACCAAUGCCGUUGUUUCAGGUAACAUGGCGGUAGAUGAUAAUACGGAGCCGACAGAUUUAUCAUCAAAGAAAAAGUUAAGUGCCCACGAUAUUGCAAAUAGGUUGAUGAGAAAGGACAACUAUAUGAUUGCACUAUUCAACAAGGAUAUAUUAGCGCAACAGUUGAAAAUACCGGGCCUAAACACUUAUUUUCUUACAAAGACCAUGGAGUGGAAUUUGAAGCUUUGCAUAUUCGACUAUUUGUUUGAUUCGGAGGGCCAAUUAAAGACAUCUGUCAUGGAUGAGCACAGCAGGUUGAAGAUGUCCCAGCAGCUUAGUAAGAGGUUUCAACUUGCUGGUAUGUUGAGUGUUAUUAUAACCCCUCCAUUAGUGCUUUAUUUUCUACUAUACUACUUUCUCAGGUUCUUUUACCAGUUUAAAAGUGACCCUGGUUCGAUGAGCACCAGAGAAUUUUCACCAUACGCUUACUGGAAGCUUCGAGAAUUCAAUGAACUCCCGCAUAUAUUUCGAAAGCGUUUGCGACUUUCUGUUGAAGGCUCUAAUGCGUACUUGAAUCAGUUUCCGAAAGAGAAAAUGGACAUUGUGUUGAGAUUUGUAUCAUUUAUAUCAGGUUCGUUUGUGGCUUUACUGGCAUGUCUGACUGUACUUGGCCACGAGAACUUUCUUAAUUUCGAACUUACCGAAGGAAGAACAGUCCUUUUCUACAUGUCAGCAUUUGGCACACUCUUCACCAUUUGCAGAAGUGCUCUAUCAGAUGUGAAUUCCGUUUUUGAUCCGGAAGCUUCAUUAAGAUAUGUUGCACAGUUCACACAUUAUCUUCCACGUUCUUGGGAAGGACGAUAUCAUUCAGAAGCUGUAAGAAGUGAGUUCUGUAAACUUUUCAACUUGAAGAUUGUUUUGGUGCUUAAGGAAAUAGCCAGCCUUAUAAUGCUGCCAUAUUUUCUAUAUUUCCGUCUUCCCAGUGCUUCAAAACGGAUUGUGGAUUUUUUCAGAGAGUUUAGUGUGCAUGUUGACAAUAUUGGAUACGUUUGCAGCUUUGCAACUUUCCACUUUGAUAACGCGGACAGACCAACAAACAUCUACCUGGGAAAAAGCGAUAAGUGGGAUAAGGAUAAUGUGAUAAAUGAUUACUAUGCGUCAAAUGAUAACAAGAUGGUGAAGUCAUACCUGUAUUUUCUGGAAAGUUAUGGCAAUGGUAACUUAGUGGGAAAUCAUUCAAAGGCCCCAAAGCUUCAACAUGAGAUUCCAUCGUUGGCUAUCAACUCGAAGAAACAUAAUGUAUCAAAAGACGAUGGAAAUAAUGCCAAUGCUCACUUUGUCAAUACAAAUAUUCCAGUUCAAGCGCAGUAUCAGGCCACAACUUCAUCGCAGAAUAUCCAUCAUAGAUUAUCACCGGGAAAACAGCAAGUAACGGCGGCUUCGAUAUAUUCUUCAGGGUAUCCAGAUCAACUCGAGGAAACCACUGCCGGAUUAUCUCCAGAUACGAAGCAUUACUUGAAAAACAUGAGUAAUAGUUAUCUGCUUGGAGAUUCAUUUGAAAAUAGCAAUACAGACUAUAGUCACAAUCAUAACAACAAUGGCAAGGGGAAGUUAAAAAACUCAGGAGGAGUACUUGCACUACUGAACGGAGUGUAUAAGCAACCAGACAAACGAGCUGAACCGUUAUAG